GUGGGGAGCUGCUUCUUAUUUUCGUAGUUGACGUUCUAUUAAAUAUUAAAUCCGAUGGCGUCGGUUCGGUCCUUCGAUGCCUUGUGGCGAUGGCACUAUUUCCUCAAGAUGUCCUUCUCAGCUGAAAUUCGAAACCCACGUAGAAAAACAACAAUGGCGCCGCGAAGCUAGUAGUUAUAGAUAUUGUCAUAUCACCAUUUUACUUAGUCACGUCUCUCCAGGUUACGAGCCUUCCCGCCAAUCGUUUUCGUAGCUCUGAAGCAGUCUUUCUUCCCCUACUAUUCUUGAUGGACAUUGUCGCAGGCAGACGUGAUAUCGAUUGCUUCUAGCCUCCACAGCCUGUCAACAUGGGCGUCUUCAAAUCAUAUUUUACUCCCGCUCGCGCGAAAGAAAACAAAGAAAAGAGCCACGAAGUACCUACACCGGAAAGCUCGAAUCCAAUUGCACCUUUAUCGUUUACACCCACCCUCCUAGCCCCGGGUAUAGCAGCGCCGAAAACCCCAUACGAAUCUUAUACGCCCCAGCCACGCUCCACAUCGCCAGCGAGCUCGUUAGAUCCUAUCGAACAAAUUCGCAAUGCUCGAAAAAAUUUCAUAAAUGUUAGAUCUGAUGUCAUGUGCAGCUGGUUAUACCAGCAGCAACUAGAAAGACAAUAUACAACUGGUUUGGAGUUUGACGAGGGCGUCGUUUUGAAGAAGGGUAAAAAUGACUACGCAUGCUGUCCGCCAUCGCUUCAAGAGGUGCCCAAUGGUUUGUAUGAUAUGAUAAUGGAAUUAAACGUCCGGUGUGCUAUGACGGUCAACACAAGGAUCAUCAACGUCAUUCUAAAUGCGAGACGAACGACAUACGACUAUAUCCCCAUUUCCAAAGGCCUCCGCUUGCAGGUAUUACCUAGCAUGAGUGAACUACCUCGAUGUCAAAAACACCAUUUUGCCGCGUUCAUUCAGGACAAGCAGAUCCUGGUGGUCUGGGAUGACGAGCCCCAAAAACUCCUAGUGAGAGCCGACGCCAUAGAAAGACAAUUAAUGAAUAUGAUCUGGGGUACUGGCAAUAGUGUAGCUGAGAAAGAAGAAAAGCGGGAAGGCAGAGAAAAAAGCCAAGGGGUUGAAAUAGACGCCACGGCGGUAGAUCUAGAGGCGGCGAACGACGCAGACGAAAGACGUACUAAACUCAGCAGCCCAUGCAUCGUGGCCCUAACCUUGGCGCUUUGCAUGGCUUGUAUGGGGCUAGGUCUGAGAUCCCUGGCAUACGAAGUCGAAACCGACAAGACAUAUUAUCGGUUGGCACUCAUCGCGGUCAUUCCGAUUGAGAUGUGGGUGGCCAUGUUCUUCUUCCAGUCAUUGAUCACCAACAUUUUCCAAACAAUCGGUCCUAUAUCCGCAAUCGACAAGAACUCAAGAUUUUAUUCCGGGAAGCCCCCGAAACGACUUGAUCGGGAGACUGAACGACUACCUCAUGUCACCAUCCAGAUGCCCGUGUACAAGGAGGGCCUAAGAGCCGUCAUCGUGCCGACAGUCCGGUCACUUAAGCAGUGUAUCUCUACGUAUGAGCUACAAGGCGGUUCUGCUAAUAUUUUUGUGAAUGAUGAUGGAAUGCAGCUCAUUUCGGAAGAACAAGCGCAGGCACGUCGCGAUUUCUACGACGAGAACAACAUUAGUUGGGUAGCUCGUCCGAAGCACGAUCCCAAGCCAGAGGACGGAAGUCAACCCUUUCUCCGACGCGGCAAGUUUAAAAAGGCAUCAAAUAUGAAUUACGCUAUGAUGGUCAGUAAUCGUGUUGAGGACAAGCUACUACAAAUUACUAGAACCCCGGAUUGGUCCAGAGAGGAUGAGAAAGCUGCGUACGAGCGGUGCUUUGCUGAAGUUUUAGAAGAAGACGAAGGUCGAACCCAAGCUGAGGGCAACAUACGUAUCGGCGAUUAUAUCCUUAUCAUCGAUUCAGAUACCCGUGUACCGGAAGAUUGCCUUUUAGACGCCGUUAGCGAAAUGGAACAAUCCCCGCAGGUAGCCAUAUUACAGUUCACUUCCGGUGUCAUGCGAGUGACAUCGUCUUUCUUUGAAGGAGGUGUUACGUGGUUUACCGAGCUCAUCUACACGGCCAUUACUUUCGUGGUAGCGAAUGGUGAUGCUUGCCCCUUCGUCGGCCACAACGCUAUGUUGAGAUGGUCUGCUAUUCAAGACGCCGCUUCGUAUCAUGACGAAGAUGGCUAUGAAAAGUUUUGGUCGGAAUCUCACGUGUCAGAGGACUUUGAUAUGUCUCUCCGACUCCAAUGUGCUGGCUACGAUCUCAGGUUUGCGUCUUAUACUGGAGAUGGCUUCCAGGAAGGCGUCUCUUUGACAGUUUAUGACGAACUAGCGCGAUGGGAGAAAUACGCGUACGGCUGCAACGAGUUGAUGUUCCAUCCUCUCAAGUACUGGCUCUUCCGUGGUCCUAUAACGCCCCUGUUUAGAAAGUUUUUAUUUUCCAGUAUCCAUUUCCCCAAGAAGCUUACUAUCUGCGCCUACAUCGGCACGUAUUAUGCCAUUGGAGCUUGCUGGCUUUUAACACUCAUGAAUUAUUUUCUAACCGGCUGGUUCUUCGGGCUUUACGACAAGUUUUACAUAGACUCGUUCGCGAUCUAUAUUUCGGUCAUAGUCGUCUUUACGGGGCUUGGCAAUGUUUCUCUAGCUAUAUUGCGGUAUCGGCUGAACCAGCAAUCAUUAAUAAGAGGCUUAUGGAACAACCUCAAGUGGGUCCCGUUAAUGACUAUCUUCCUCGGCGGCUUGUCCCUGCACGUAUCACAAGCUAUCUUGAGUCACUUCUUUAGUAUCGAUAUGGUCUGGGGGGCAACAGCUAAGGAAGUCGAGGACGUCAACUUUCUUGAAGAAAUCCCGCGCUUGCUCAAACGGUUCAAGGGUACUUUUCUCUGGUGCAUGAUCAUGGUCGCGCUGAUCGUAUGCGGCUACUUUGCUUUCCCCGUCGAGUGGAGAAUCAUACACUUCGCGUCUAUUUGGCCGCUCGCGUGGACUGUUGUUUGUCACUUCUUGCUACCGGUUGCGUUGAACCCGGCUUUAAUGGUGUUCGCGUGGUAAUGUUUAUAAGGUAUACAUAUUUGCGUGGGGGGUCUGGUUGCUUCAAGGCAUGUAGAUAUCAUGGUAUAUAUACGACGUAUGCUUUACGGUGUCCUUGAAAAGGAGGUACAAUAGAUUUCACAUUACACCGUGCAACGUAGAUGCAGAUAUCCUGGAUGUGGUGUAUAUAUCCUUGUUAGAAUAAUGGAUUUCAUGGGUUGAUUAAUCCGCGCUUUUACUAGAUCAUUACAUAAAAGAUCUUUAGG
Messenger RNA from Hypoxylon trugodes, 3316 nucleotides. RefSeq names its product glycosyl transferase family group 2-domain-containing protein. The transcript is spliced from 4 exons. The record is from RefSeq and is a predicted model, not a curated record. Bases 348 to 3071 code for a protein of 907 amino acids. Lineage: Eukaryota; Fungi; Ascomycota; Sordariomycetes; Xylariales; Hypoxylaceae.